This is a messenger RNA of Zonotrichia leucophrys gambelii, 1410 nucleotides long. RefSeq names its product radical S-adenosyl methionine domain containing 1 (gene RSAD1). Gene Ontology annotation, molecular function: 4 iron, 4 sulfur cluster binding; coproporphyrinogen oxidase activity. The record is from RefSeq and is a predicted model, not a curated record. Lineage: Eukaryota; Metazoa; Chordata; Aves; Passeriformes; Passerellidae. Gene Ontology annotation, biological process: porphyrin-containing compound biosynthetic process. Gene Ontology annotation, cellular component: mitochondrion; cytoplasm. Bases 1 to 1365 code for a protein of 454 amino acids. The transcript is spliced from 9 exons.
AUGGCGGCGGCGCGGGGCUGGCCGCGGAGGCUGGCGGCUGCCGCUGGGGCGCUGCCUGGCGGGGGCGGCCCGGGACGAGCCCCGGGACCGGCCCCGGACACGGCCGCCCCCGCCACGGCCGCGCUCUACGUGCACUGGCCCUACUGCCGCAAGCGCUGCUCCUACUGCAACUUCAACACGUACGUGGUGCCGGCGGUGGACGAGGCGGCCGUGCGCGCCUGCCUGGUGCGGGAGGCACAGACCCUGCUCCGCCUCAGCCAGGUGCACAGCGUCACCUCCGUCUUCUUCGGCGGGGGCACCCCCAGCCUGGCCAGCCCCGGCACUGUUGCGGCAGUGCUGGAGGCGGUGGCGGGGGCCGCCCACCUUCCGGCUGGGGCUGAGGUCACGCUGGAGGCCAACCCCAGCUCCGCCAGCGCAUCUGUCCUUGACGGCUUCAGGGCAGCUGGGGUCAACCGCCUCUCCAUCGGCGUCCAGUCCCUGGAUGACGCCGAGCUGAGGAUGCUGGGCCGGGAGCACACAGCGGCAGAGGCACGGAAGGCUGUGGAAGCGGCUCGGGGGCUCUUCCCUGGCCGAACCUCCAUCGACCUCCUUUUUGGGCUGCCGGGACAGAGCCGGGACGCCUGGGCCCAGCGGCUGGAGGCGACCCUGAGGCUCUGCGACGACCACAUCUCCCUGUACCAGCUGACGCUGGAGCGGGGCACGGCGCUGGCAGCGCAGGUCCGGGCCGGGGCCCUGCCCACACCCCCCCAGGAUCUGCUGGCUGACAUGUACCACACGGCCCGGAAUGUGCUGGGGGCCGCCGGCUUCCGCCACUAUGAGGUCUCCAAUUUUGCGCGGAAGGGCGCCCUCAGCACCCACAACCUCUCAUACUGGCGGGCUGAGCAGUACAUCGGUGUGGGGCCAGGGGCACAUGGGCGCUUCGUGCUGCGGGCUGAGGGCGGCUGCAGCCGGGAGGCUCGAGUGCAGAUCCCGGAGCCUGUGGCCUGGAUGCGGGAGGUGCAGAGCCAGGGACACGGCACCAGGAGCCGGGCGGUGCUGAGCCCGCUGGAGCAGCUGGAGGAGCUGCUCACCCUGGGACUGCGCACGGAUGAAGGCAUCACACACGAGCGCUGGGGGCACUUCUCUCCGCAGCUGAGCCUGCAGGCCGUGUUUGGGGAGCCGGGGGAGGCUCGGGCACUGCAGCAGGAGGGCUGGCUUGUCCUGGACAGCGGUGGCCUGCGGUGCACCUGGGCCGGCCUGGCCGUGCUGGACUCGCUGCUGCCCGCCCUGCUCUGGCAGCUGCAGCGGGUGCUGGGCGCUGCCCGGCGCCCACCGAGGGGAGCCCCGGCAGAUGAACGAGCUGGUGGCGGGGCGCGAGGGCUGUAAGCGGCCACAAUGGAUAAUAAUGGAUAAUAAACCUCAAGAGCGGUG